Molecule: messenger RNA, 4654 nt
Organism: Mus pahari (shrew mouse)
Lineage: Eukaryota; Metazoa; Chordata; Mammalia; Rodentia; Muridae
Gene: Sufu
Product: SUFU negative regulator of hedgehog signaling
Exons: 12
Coding region: 208-1662 (484 amino acids)
Cellular component (GO): cytoplasm; nucleus
Molecular function (GO): transcription factor binding
Source: RefSeq, a predicted model, not a curated record
GAGCUCCCCGCGGUCCCACAGCAUCCUCUGGCCGACGUCUUGAAGGCUCCGUCUUGGGCGGACGGAGCCUCGUGCGCAGGCGCGAAGUUAGACCUCGCCGUAGCCCCCAUCGCCUCGGGGAGUCUCAUCCACAGUGGGUCCGCUGGCCCAUAGGGGCGCUUUCCCUCCUCUACCCUCCCGGGUUCUCCGCGCGCCCUACGCGCCCCAAUGGCGGAGCUGCGGCCUAGCGUCGCCCCCGGUCCCGCCGCGCCCCCGGCCUCUGGCCCUAGUGCCCCUCCGGCCUUUGCUUCACUCUUUCCCCCGGGACUGCACGCCAUCUACGGAGAGUGUCGCCGUCUCUACCCUGACCAGCCGAACCCGCUCCAGGUUACCGCUAUCGUCAAGUACUGGUUGGGUGGUCCAGACCCCUUGGACUAUGUUAGCAUGUACAGGAACAUGGGGAGUCCUUCUGCCAACAUCCCUGAGCACUGGCACUACAUCAGCUUUGGCCUGAGUGAUCUUUAUGGUGACAACAGAGUUCAUGAGUUUACAGGAGCAGACGGACCAAGUGGAUUUGGCUUUGAGUUGACAUUUCGUCUGAAGAGAGAAACUGGAGAGUCUGCCCCACCAACAUGGCCAGCAGAGCUGAUGCAGGGCCUAGCCCGAUAUGUCUUCCAGUCAGAGAACACCUUCUGUAGCGGGGACCACGUGUCUUGGCACAGCCCUCUGGAUAACAGUGAGUCAAGGAUUCAGCACAUGCUGCUGACGGAGGAUCCACAGAUGCAGCCCGUGCGGACACCCUUUGGGGUGGUGACUUUCCUCCAGAUUGUUGGUGUCUGCACUGAGGAGUUACACUCAGCCCAACAGUGGAACGGGCAGGGCAUCCUGGAACUGCUACGGACAGUGCCCAUUGCUGGCGGUCCCUGGCUGAUAACUGACAUGCGGAGGGGAGAAACCAUAUUUGAGAUCGAUCCACACCUGCAAGAGAGAGUUGACAAAGGCAUCGAGACAGACGGUUCUAACCUGAGUGGCGUCAGUGCCAAGUGUGCCUGGGAUGACCUCAGCCGGCCACCAGAGGACGAGGAGGAUAGCCGGAGCAUCUGCCUCGGCACACAGCCUCGGAGGCUGACUGGCAAAGACACAGAACAGAUCCGGGAGACCCUGAGGCGAGGACUGGAGAUUAACAGCAAACCUGUCCUUCCACCAAUCAAUUCUCAGCGACAGAACGGCCUCACCCACGACAGGGCUCCGAGCCGCAAGGACAGCUUGGGCAGCGACAGCUCCACGGCCGUCAUCCCCCACGAGCUGAUCCGCACACGGCAGCUUGAGAGUGUGCAUCUAAAAUUUAACCAGGAGUCUGGAGCCCUCAUCCCUCUCUGCCUAAGGGGCAGACUCCUGCAUGGCCGGCACUUCACCUACAAGAGUAUCACAGGCGACAUGGCCAUCACGUUUGUGUCCACGGGAGUGGAAGGCGCCUUUGCCACUGAGGAGCACCCGUAUGCAGCUCACGGACCCUGGUUACAAAUUCUGUUGACAGAAGAGUUUGUAGAGAAGAUGUUGGAGGACUUAGAAGAUCUAACUUCUCCAGAGGAAUUUAAACUUCCCAAAGAGUACAGCUGGCCUGAGAAGAAACUCAAAGUGUCCAUCCUCCCUGAUGUGGUCUUCGACAGUCCACUGCACUAGCCUGGGCUGGGCCCUGUAGGGGCCAAGAGGAGCCCAGCUGCUCCUAGUGACUUCCAGUGUGACAGCUUGUGACAGCUUGUAAAGGAGACACCCAUGAAUAAAAGGGCAAGUGUGGGGAUGACUGCAGAGUGCCACACCCACCACAGGCCCCACCCACCUCAGGCCCAGGGGCCUCACUCCUAGCAACCCAGCCCAUGUGACCAGGCCCCUGUCCUACGCCAGUGAGGGGGUGAGGAUGCACCUGCAGCCCUCCACACCCACCCGCUGCUGCCACAGGUUUCACUGAUGUGCUCCUGGAAUGAGACAGCCUUGCCAGACAGCCUGGUGUGUAGAACAUGCAUGAGGACACACUGCCUGGUCAACCCCAGCCAGCUUUUACUCAGUCAGGCUGUUCCACCCUGCAGAACGAUUGUUUUUUCUUGUGGAAACCGGAUGGUAUUUUUAUUGCUCAGCAAAGAUGGUCCAGAAGCCAUGUAUAUAGUGAUUUUUAAUAGGACUUAUUCCUAGAUGAACUUUAUUGUUCUUUUAGACAAGGGUCUGGGGACUCUUUUCCUGACCCCCAGAUCCCACAUACCCUCUUCCUGAAAAGAUGCUUGGUACUGUCUGUCAGCUCUGGACCCUGGAGGAGGCUGGGGACAGCUGACAUACUCCAUGCAGCCCUGAGUAGAGAUUGGCUGUGGCCUGGAAGGCACGCCAUUGCCUUCCAAGCGAAGUAAGCCUCUACAAGGCUCUGGGGACUUCAGGGACUCAAGGACACGUGACCCUAGCUAUGUCUUCCCAACCAGAUCUCCCAAGAACAAGAAGAGGGUAAAGCCCACUGCCUCCCCAUCCUCCUUCUCAGGGCCCCCAGCUCUUUGGUCCCCCCUCCCGUGGAGUCCCAGCCCCUGGGCUGUCUAGCUUAUGAAAAGCUGAGAACCAACCUCUCCACAGCUCUCCCUUUCAUUUUGCUGACACUGCUCCCUGUGGCCCUUCAUCUUUCUCACAUCCAUUCUGUCCCCAUCUCCCGUCCCUGUCUCUUCCUGCAGCCUGGCCCUCUUGUGGGUGCCAUGCUGUCACCUCCAGAACUGCAGAGCUUCCUGCCUUCCAGAGAAGGCACCUUUUGUGAGCUGCAGCGGAGAGAUCUCCCACUUCUGACCUGGAACUGGCAAAUGCCUUUCCUGCAUUCUUGCCUGCCUCUAUGUCGGAUGGUCUUUGUUCAUUCUUUAGAUUCAAAUGUCUCCAAAGGAAAGAUAUGUUGUCUGGCAGGGACCUUGAAAGAGCUCCCCUGCUCUGUCUGCCUCCACUGCCUACAACGGGAGCCUCCAGGGGCCUUGAGAACCCUGGCUGGGGUCAAAAAGAAGCAGAAAUUGGCCUUUGAAGGAAUGGCUCGAUCUGGCCUCAUCUGCAUAUCCUAGGUCUAAGCUCACCUGGCACUUAGAGGCAGACCUUCGGGAACAUCUCAGAGGCGACUACAGACCCCAACCAGCCGGAUAGAAAGCCUGUCUGGGGCAGAUACCACACUGCCCUGGGACCUUCCCACAGGGCAUCUCCAACCCUAGGACCUUCCCACAGGGCAUCUCCAACCCUAGGACCUUCCCACAAGGACAUCUCCAACCCUAGGACCUUCCCACAAGGGCAUCUCCAACCUUGCCUUUAAAACCUUGUCUUCUGAGAGUUCAUGGGCCACGAGAUGCAAUCAGCCUUGCCUCUGUUCCUUGCCAUCACCAGUGUUGUAACAGCUCCCCCUUCCUAAUUCUCUCCGGUGACCCGCCUCAGGGCCCCUCUUCAUUCUCCCCUAUCUCCAUUUGUCUGGCUUGGGGGCAAGAAUGCAUGCCCUGAGCACCACAUCACAGAGUUGGUGUUGGUACGUUAGUCUGUGAGACUCCUGGUCAACAACUUGUCCUCGAUCUGCAAGGUCUUUGCAGACUGGUGGUUGCCACCACCUGCUUGGGUGGCUCCAUUCUUGGGGAGCAGGGAAUGGCAGGUAAGCUCCAGAUGUUCACAGACCCUGAGGUCUUUCCUGCUUCCACUCUGUCAGGAACCUCAGGAAUGUCUAAACUCCUGCUGGGACCAGACCCUGUUGUUCUGUUCCUGUGCAAUGGCUCUGGGAGAGUGGGUAAUCUCAGCCUGGUCUGACCAGGCCUCCUUUCCCUGGGGCUCUGGUUUCUUCCAGAGGAAUCUCAGGGAAAGAGGUUCACCAUUAAGCUGCUGGCUGGGAAGAAGAGACCCUAACAUCGGAUUAAGCAAGACUGCCCUUACUGUGACACGUGAUGGGUGCUCGGUAGAGGGACCCUUCCUUCCCCUCCCUGCAGCAGCUCUUUGGGGUUAAGCCAUCAUGGGGAGGGGUUCAGGAGUCUUCCUCCCUGGCUCUACAGACUUCCUCAGCCUUUCCCCAUCCUUCAACCUUCCAGCUCCACAGGACCAGAGAUUCCGAAAGGAAGGGACUUCGACUUCCUGUAACUAAAGCUUCCUGGGGCCUGUGUGGGCUGCAGAGGGUGGCAGUGCUGGCUGCCAUGCUGGUGAAACAUGUUCCUCCUUUUCCAAGUGUGACACUCCAGCAGGGCCUGUAGAAGCUCUGGGGAGUCUAAAGGGCUAGGACACAUACGUGCCAGACCCUGGGGCCGGGGCCUGGGUUUGAGAUCGAGAGCUGGGAGAGAACCUGAAGAUUGGUGCCCCUAUGGGGCAGAUCAGAAAACUCCCUCAGCGGUAUUUUUUUAACCUGGUCUUCCCUCUCUGGCUUCCAUGAUCUUGGUGCCAGGCGAGGUGUCUGGGUCCCUGUUACAAGUCAGGAGCCCUGUCGAGAGACCCACUUCUUUUGUACAAAGAUCUGAAUGCUGCAAUGAACAGACUUUUGUACAUUUUUAUAUCAGUUUUUAAUGUCAGUGGCGACUCAGUUCCUAGGGCUACAGCUGGCUCUGGGUUUUUGUAAGAAAUUUUGGGUGACUCACUUAGAUUUUGUUCCUGCUUGUCCCUCUUCCUCUGUGUAAUCUAAGUGCAUUAAACAUAUCUGCAG